CAUACACGAGCAAGAGCCCGGCGUAUUAGAGAGACGGACAGACGGAGCCGUGUGUGCCCCGCGCGCGCGUUUCUAACCGAACCUCGUAUAUACGUAGGAUAAUAACAUCGUAUAUAUAUAUCGAAAAUGGCCAGUUGUCAUGGUAAAUAUACAAAGGGACUGUGAAGUACAGUGCAAAGGGGCAGUAUAAAGUGCCCUGCGCGUGUAACUCAGGUGUAACGAUAUUUCCUUCGGGGUUUUUUUCCUUUUCUUAACGCGAGUGCGAAAAGUUAGUGCGUGUGCCGUGUUACUACCACUGAUCGAUGAUCGCUCGUUGUUUUCCCUAUUUUUUUUCUUCCGCUUCCGAUCGUCGUCGAUCUCUUUUGACUAUCGUCGACGUCGACGCGUGUGUUGCGGUGCGAUAAAAAAAAACUCUCGUUAGAGAAGGAAAUAGCGGCAUACACGAGGAAAAAAAGUUUCGCGAAAGUUUUUUGGAUUUCAAGAGUCGCAGCCAGCCCCCUCGAACGUGACACAGUUUCUGCUACUACUACUGCAACAGUGCGCGAAUUUUGGAGAGCUGCAAGGGAGAGCGAGAGCGAUAUUUACAGUGUGUUAAAUACGAGCGUAAUAAUCUAAAAAAAAAAGUGAGUGUGUGUUUUCGUGCGUGCACCAGUGCGUAAAUAUAUACGAUUGUGCUAAAUAACGAAAAAAAAAGAGAGAAUCACUCUACUUUUUUUUGUUUGUGUGUGAUCGUUGUUGUCAAGAAACAAAAAGUCCUGUGCGCACACGAUUUCCAGUGAAAGUAUAAAAAAAAAGUAGCGUACAUAAAAACAGCGCCGAUUGUUAUAUGAUUAUUUUUUUUUGUUGCGUUCGACCAAGCGCCACAGCAGCAGCAGCAACAAUACACAGUGUGUACGACCAUAUACUCGGCUCGAUCGUCAAAAAAGUGCGCGCAACCGAACACACGCACACAACCGUUCUCUUCUCUCUCCACAAGCUCCAGAAAAAAAAGUAACGAGCCGAAAGUUACGACUCGCGGUGCAACAUAGUUGCGCGCAAAAUUUCUUCCAGUGCGCAGUGUGUAAAAUACAAAAAAAUAUACGCGCAUAUAUCGUAAUCAAGACGCGGAGCAGCGCAGUCAAGAGUCAUUAUAAUAGCCACACCGCCGCCGACGUCUCCACCCCGUGCGAGUGCAUAUACAAAAUCGCACGAGGCGCGAAGGAAGCAACGGAGAAAAAAAAAAGAAAAGAAGAGGAAGACGAAGGAAGGAUCCGCUGCUCUAAUCGUUUCGCCGCUCUCCUUUUUUUUUUCUUCAUUUAAAGCGCCGAGACUCGCGCGUAAUAAUCGCUCUCGACUCGCGGCAUAAGGAGAGUGAACGCGAGAGACAGUUUAUAUGCACACACCGUAGAGGAGAUUGUCUAUAUACCGAGCGCCAGGUAUAUUAUAUAUAUAUGUAACGAGCGCGGUGGUGUGUCUGCAUAUAUAAUACUAAGCGCGCACGUGAGCCCGACGACUGCGUUUUCCCACGAGCCUGUCGAAGCUCACAUAGUGCACUUUUUUAUAAAUACAAACACACACACCUCCCGCUCCGCAGCUAGGCUCAGCUGCUGUACUAUACCAAAACGUAUACACACACACACACCGAGCGUGUGUGCGAAUUAAAAAGGAACUGUGCAGUGAGCUAGCCUCCGUUCUACUAUACACAAUCGACUUCGUCCGUGUGUCUGCAUAGGUGAAAGUCCAACUUCGCCGCCGCUGCUACGCCAGUGCAUGUGCAUACAGUAGUAGAUAUAUAUAUAAACUCGCUUACCCGGCACAGAUCGGAAUCGAGUCUACUCGUGUGUGUGUGUGUGUGUAUACUCGCCAGCAAGAGCGCGAGAGCAAAUCAGGAAUCGGAUCGUAACCGCGCCUUUAAAACUGAUCUCUCUGUCUCUCGCUGUGCUGCACUGUGCCGUGCAGCGCGCCACUCCCUCGUCGUUCACCGGUAUUAAGGGCAGCAGCAGCAGCCAGAGAUAUCUAAGAAAACGUUUGUUCCUGGUUCAAAGCGAGGAAUGAUCGAUCGUAAUCCAUAUACACAGGCGACCAACGACGACCGACCCCCGUAUAUAGAUGAAAAAAGGAUCCGUGCAUACGUAUAAGAUCAGCAACAGCGACGGCCAAGGAUAUCGUACCAAGGAUAUAUAAAUAUAUAUAUCCACCUACUAGUACGAGAGAGAGAAGUCGUGUCCCGACGAUAAGCCCGCGGCUAGGAAGAAGAGAGAGAAGACGAUCUUCUUCUUCUUCGCAACGACUCACGACGCAGCACAGACACCGGUCAUUGUGAGAAUUAGCUCGAAGAGAUAAAAGUAAGAGAGAGAGGAGAGGCCCAUCGUUCAUCAUUCCUUCUCGUGGAUGUAAAUACGUGUGUGCGAUAAUAUUGCCGAUUGUUGCCAGGAUAUACACUGAGAGUGAGAGAGACUCGAUUUUUUGGCCAAUCGAGAGAUCGAUCGAUUUUCGUUAAGUAUAAUAUACAUCCGCAUAAGAGAGAGAGAGAGGAUGCCGAGAAGUCAACGUGAUCGAUCAUCCACGUCUGGCCUGCUGCUGCGCUGUAUCGUAGCAUUAUAGAUCAGCAGGAGAAAGAAUCGAAGUAUAGGAGGCGCAACGACGCAACGCCGGAAUAAUAAUCAGAGCGAGAAUCGGGGCGAAACACGCGCGGCGUGACAAGAGCCCGUGCGCUACAUAAAAAAAAAAAAAAAAAACUAUACAUAGUUAUAAAAUAUCAACGACAACAACGGAUCUCUGUUUCUCGCGGUCAUGGCUUCGAUAACGACGAUAACGAUGCUUCUGCUGGCGAUCCUCGCGACUCUGGCCACGGCCGAGCAGAGAUUCGCCGAGACGCCGGCCGAGUACCAGGAGGUCAGCCAGGGCCAGGACGUCAAGCUGCGCUGCCGCGUGCAGGACAAGCGCGGCCAGUGCAUCUGGCAGAAGGAUCGCUUCGCCCUGGGCAUGGUGCACGACAAGUACGAGUGGGACCACGGCGACGCGGGCGAGUGCUCGCUGGUGAUCAAGCGCGCCAGCCUCGACUACGACGACGGACUGUGGGAGUGCCAGGUGACGCCCGGCGACUUCGUCAAGCAGGACGGACUGAGAUCGCCGCCGGCCAGGCUCCUCGUACGAGUCGAGCCGAGAAAACCGCAGAUGGAGUACAAUGGAGCGCUGCUGACUACCGGCCUGACCCUGCGCGAGGGACAGGACGCGUCAAUAUCCUGCACGUCCAGAUACGGCAAUCCGCCUGCCCUCAUAAAAUGGUUCAUCGGCAACGAGGAGGUGAAGCCGCAGAGGGAGCAGUCGAACGCGACCGAGGUCGACAAGCCCAAGACCUGGGCGGCCCACAGCACGCUCAAGGUGAAGGGCACCCGGGAGAAUCACAACAAGCCGAUCAGAUGCCUGACGAUGCACCCGACUCGGGCGCUGCCCGAGGUCGUCGAGUCUCGCUUCGACAUACACUACUCGCCCACUGUGCACCUCGAGACGAGUCCGCGCAUGCUCGUGGCGGCCCUCGAGGACUCGGCGAGCUUCGUCUCGCUGCGCUGCGUGGCCAACUCCAAUCCGCCGGCUACAAUCAAGUGGUUCAAGGACGGCUCGCCCAUACUGAUGUCGAGCGGCCACGUGCAGCAGAUCGACGGCAGCCAGGCCAACGCCACCCUGGCCGAGUCCGAGGUGCGCUUCGAGCCGAUCAAGGCCGAGGACGCGGGCCUCUACAGCUGCCGAGCGGUCAACAUCAUCGGCGAGAGCGCCCCGGAUCAUUACAGGCUCGACGUUCAAUAUGGACCGAAGCCGCGUCAGCAGGACCAGCUGGACGGCCACGGACACAGCACGCUCAACGGCCAGGGCAUGUCGAGCCUCGGCGAGAUCGAGGAGACCACCUCGCUCGGCCUCAACAUCGAGCCCUUCGAGUGUCCCGACUUCGACGCCAAUCCACCGGCCCAGUAUCGCUGGCUUCAUCAGCGGGGCGGCAGCACCGACACCAUCGACAAUCGCAACAGCGAGGACUCGCUCAACGGCGGCCGUAGGCUCCGGCUCGAGAACGUCGGCUGGUCCGACGAGGGCGAGUACCGCUGCGUCGCCUACAACGUGAUCAACGGCGUCAGGCGGGAGAUGCCGAGCGACGUGAGAUUCGUGCUGCACGUGAUCGGACCGCCGGAGAUACAGUCGAGGCCGAGCGCCGAGACCGAGGACGGCAUGUACGAGUCGAUCGGCUGGGCCGGCGAGGCGGUGCACAGGCUCAAGUCGAGAUUCUGCUCGAGGCCGCCGCCGCGCAUCGUCGCCUGGCAGUGGGGCAGUUCGCACAUCAGAGCUGGUGAAAGCAUAGGGCCGAAGUACGAGGCGCUGGAGCUCGAGCCGAUCAUCGAGAACAAGAUGGCCACCAACUGCUACUGGGCCAAGCUGGAGAUACGCGAUCUGCAGCGCGAGGACGCGCGACUCUACACCCUCGUGGUGGAGAGCGACAAGGGCCGCGACUCGACGAAUCUGCGCCUGGUGGUGCGCGACCCCACGGAGCUGCGCAUAAUCGCCGCGGCGGGGGCGGUGGGCCUGCUGGUGCUGCUGCUCCUCGUCGCAGUGGCCGUCUACUCGUGCAUGCGCUCGAGGCGCAACAAGCACCGCGAGUACAGGCAGGAGGACGAGGAGGCGAGCAUCUCGGCGGAGCAGUACUACGGCACGCAGACCGCUGGUGCCGGUGCUGGUGCUGGUAAUGGACAGCAGCAGCAAACGGCUGGACAGCAGCAGGCCCAGGUGGGACAGGGACAGAACGGCGGCACGAACGGCACGACGGUGCUGGGGGUCAUGGGACAGCAGCACGUCGAGACCAUCGACAGAAAUAGCCUGAAGCUCGGGCUCGAUCAGCAAACGAUACAGCGCCAGCACAUAGUCAAUCAGCAGCAGCUGCAGCAGUGCAAUCUCAAGAGCGCCCUGGUGCAGAACAGCGGCGGCAUGAUGAGCGUCUCGGCGGGCAUGUAUCCGCGCAAGCAGCAGUCCAGCAGUCUGGCGAGCAGCAACAACACCACCACGACCAUGAGCGGCGGUAGCUUGGUAGGCAUCGGCGGCCUCGCGGUCAUGUACGAUUACGAUCAGAUAGCCUGCAAGUCGAGGCAGGCCAUGAGCCCGGAGGCGCUGAAGGUGCGCCGCGCCCCGGCCGUGCUGCAGCCCCCCACGAUCGUCUGAUACGAAGAGGGCCGCUUCGCCGUGUUCUACGGCGCCGAGCCCGUGGCUCGGCCUCCUAGUCUAGGGCCGCUCUGCGCCGCCACGAUCGACUCGAUCGAUUAAAUCGGUUUGAACGUAAACGAGAGAUAGUUAACGGAAAAAAUAAAAAUAAAUAGCGUAACGCGAAAUGGAAAAAAAAAGAAAAUUGAAGAAAAGGAAAAAAAGAAAAAGUUAAGCUAUGGCAGCGGAUGACAACAACAACAACAACCACGACGGGGGACCCUCCCCCCUCAUUUAUCGAGAGGAAGACGGAAAAGAAUACUCGACUCUUUCGUCUUAUCGUUUGCUCCUUUUUUUUCGCGAGCGACCGCAGGACGAUGACCGGUAUACACACACACACGUAUACACACGCACGUAUAUCUCUUAGUCGCUGCUGUGUACAUACAACACAGCCCGUAUACCACUUUGACGCGUACGUAUACUCUUUCUCCUCUCGUUCGCCGCACACGAGGCACAGCGGAGUAGAGCAACGGCAGCAGCUACUUGAAAGAGAGAUAGAUAGAGGAGAAAGAGAGACCCCAGAGGGGCUUAUCUGAUGGCUGAUGAAAAUUUGCACGGGAAACGAGACUCGCCACACAUUUUAUACAUACAUACAUAGAGGAGAGCAACAACGACUACGACGACGACGACGACAAAAAGGCGGAUUUCUCGUUACAACGGCUCACGAGUUCCGCGUUUAAGUCACACACACUCGACACACACACGAGCACUCCGCUACACGCGGACGCCCUUAGAGAGAUAAACUUUACAUUUUUACCCUUUUAUCUACUCUCUAUCUCCUCUUCUCUCGCUCUUUUUUCACCUCUCCUUCUCUUUCUCCGUGAGUGUAUGUGUGUGUGUGUGUCGCGAGAGCCUCAAGAGCACAAAUUGCAUGUAAGCGUCCAUGAUCCACGCGUGCACGUGUGUAUGUGUGUGUGUGCACGCGAAAAAAAAAGAAGUUUUCGAUGUUCGAGCGAUAACGUUUUUAUCUCUUUCAUAUUACGUUGCGAAGUCGCUCUCCUCUUAUCCGAGUGUCUCACACACAAAGCUGUUGGCCCUCUUUCACCCAUUAACGCGCGGCUGUGUAUCUUUCCCUCGCUCGCAGCGAAUACAUACAGGCUUCUUUUCAAGAUCGCCGACAAAUUGGAAUAUUUGAAUUUUUUUCCCGCGCACAAAUUGUAAAACGCACACCACAUAGCCACGAGCAGCAACGGAUGCUAUUGUAAUAUUCCGUAUAUGCGAUGGAUAAAAAUCGUUAAUCGGUGGUUAACACACUUCUAUAUGUAUAUUACAUAUUUAUGCAUUAUAUAUAGAAAGAUAAUUUUACCACAAUAUGAUAGCUGUACAUGUGUUUGUCUGUGUAAAGUAACGCCCGAACAAACGAGAGAGAGAGAGAAGAAACGGGCAACAUAAUGGAUACUCUAGAAAUACGUCAGUUUGAGAAGUCGGACGGACUCGCUCGAGUUCUUGUAAAUAUAGUGAAAACUGGGCUAUCAUUACACACAAAAGGCGUACGACUAAGACGACGACGACGACGACUACGGGGACUGCUGCUCCGCUGUGGCCUACUGCGCUCGACUAAGCGUCCAGUUGUGUUGUGUAUGUGUUGUUUAAAAACCGCAAACUAAUUUCGCGUUGUUGUACUCGCGCAACGCAAGUCUUAGAGCAGUCGCGCGAGAGAGAAAGAAAGAAAGAAGAGCAACGGUAUAUAUGUGCGUUUAAGCGCGAGGUAUCUGGAAAUUCAAGUGUAGCAUGUAUAGAGAGAAAAGUAUUAUACGAUACAAUACGUUGGCGAAAAGAGAAAAACUUUGCCGUCGAUAAAACGGCUGCUGCCCGCUGCGACUUUUCAUCGGAAAACGCGCGAGCUGGACAAUGCGCGCCGAGCGAACGACCAAAGAGCGAGAGAGAGAGAGAAGAGAGAAUCGGGAAAGAAGAAGAAGAAGGAUGGAAAAGAAAACAAAAGCUGCUCCGGGAUGAAAAGUUGGCAAAAGGCCGAGGAAAAGAGAAGUUUUCUUCUUCGGCGAUAACGGCGUACACAGUGGAAGAGAGAGAGAAAGAAAAAAACCAAUUGUUGUUCCACAAGGAGUGAGAGAGAAAGAGAAUCUUUGGGCGUAUAAACGCGCGCGAAAUGUAUAAACGCGAGCGGCGAGCAUCCGGCCCUCUGCUGCACGACUAUAUAUAAGAGCGACACAUACACACGUGACACCGGUUUUCGGUUAUUGCACGUGCUGCUGCUGCUGUCCAGUAUUAAACUGGACUUUCUUCAACUCGACGAGAGAGACAACGACGGCGACGACUGCUCCUUAUCGAGAUGCAAGACUCGUUUUUAGGGAAAAACUUUUCGCCACCACUGCGUACAUAUAUAAUAAUAACAUUAUAUAUAAACGCGUCGUCGUCGUCGUACUUGUUGUUGUUGUUGUUGUUGUACUUGUCGUCUCGUGGAUGGUGCAUAGUCGCACGUUCAUAUUCCUGCAGCGCUACGUAACUAUAUAUAUGCACAGUACAUAAAACGGCAAUGACGAAAAAUCUUUUUCUGUUUUCUUAUGCACUUUUUUCCAUCUCUCUCUCUCUUUUCUCCUCGCCCCCGCGCUGCACAAACGACGGAUUAUCAUUCUCAAGUUGUAACGUUUCUGCUGCCGCUGCUACUAGGCGCAAUAAACUUUGUCAACUGUACGUGUGUGUAUGUGUGCGCGUGUUUUCCUUUUCUUGUACUUCGAGGCUGCUCUUUUACUUACAUACUCUCUGUGCAUGAGUACGUGGAUUUGUGUGUGUGCGUCUCGGCGCAUAUUUAAAUGUAUUUAUCCGUGUGUGACUCGACGGUUUUCGCGCGACAUUUUUUAUUUUUUAAAACGAGGCUUUACUUUUUCUUCGGUUUUUUUUUCUUCGUGUGCAAUUCUCACGCGGUGUGCAUGAAAAAUGACAAAAAAAAGUAUACACGAACGUUAUAUACAUAAAUAUAUAUAGAGUAUAUUAUACGAAAAAAAAAAUAUGCAUGUAUAUGAAAAACUCGACUCCGACGACAAACACGAAAAAGGUCGAAGCCGAGUCUAACGAUUUUUCAUUUUUUCAGGACGAUUAUUAAUGUGUGUGUAUCUGUGCAUUUUAAAACGAGAAAAAUUAGUCUUAAUUAUCCUAGAUAUAAUGUAAGCAUACGAAUUACUGCGAACGAUACGUUUUUUUUAACUCCAACCGAAUAUUAUACGAUUUGAUGAUUACCGUUUCUGUUCCUGCGAUUUGUAAUUAAUUAACCCGUUUCUUAUGUCUUACUCCUUUCUCACGCGACACAUUAGCGCGCGUGUGUGUGUGAGAUGCGUUACAAUACGAUGUAUACAAUUAGGAUUAUUAUGUUGUUAUUUCAAAUGUAUAUUUUUUUCUUUGAAGCUUAUAAUAUAAUCGAGAGAAACUGUUG
Messenger RNA from Trichogramma pretiosum, 8608 nucleotides. RefSeq names its product kin of IRRE-like protein 3. NCBI's taxonomy places the organism in Eukaryota, Metazoa, Arthropoda, Insecta, Hymenoptera, Trichogrammatidae. The transcript has 7 exons. The coding region runs from base 2773 to 5181 and encodes 802 amino acids. Gene Ontology annotation, cellular component: cell-cell junction. Gene Ontology annotation, molecular function: cell adhesion molecule binding. Gene Ontology annotation, biological process: cell-cell adhesion. The record is from RefSeq and is a predicted model, not a curated record.